Messenger RNA from Syzygium oleosum, 553 nucleotides. RefSeq lists its product as uncharacterized. Gene Ontology annotation, biological process: proton motive force-driven ATP synthesis. Gene Ontology annotation, molecular function: proton transmembrane transporter activity. Lineage: Eukaryota; Viridiplantae; Streptophyta; Magnoliopsida; Myrtales; Myrtaceae. The record is from RefSeq and is a predicted model, not a curated record. The transcript has 3 exons. The coding region runs from base 143 to 304 and encodes 53 amino acids.
CUCGACCGCACCUGAUCACCAGUCCCAAAAUCUAGGGCUAACAGCGAGCGCGCCGUUCUCUCCAACGCGCACGCGCAGUCGCUUCUCCUCGAUCUCGUCCGAUCACCAUCCGCGUCCGGCGAGCAGCGACGUCAUCGCAGCAAUGGCUCCGCCUCCUGGACCUUAUUCCGGCACCAGCACUCUCGCUCUUGUCGCCCGUGUCUCGGCUUUCACCUUCGGGGUCGUGUACGGGAACAUGAAGCUCAAGUAUCUGAAGGCAAAGGCGAACUCUCAAAGAAAAGCUGAAGCGAAGGCUCAUCACUGAAGAGUCAGGUUUUUGUUUUGUGUUGUGGAUUAGCAAGAGUCACAAUAAUGGAUUGGUAGAAUCUCACCAGCUUCACUUGGCAUAGAUAUCUUUGGGCUGUUUCCAAAUGCUGUAGAUCUUUAUUCUUUUUUUAUAUUUGAGAAUCACUGGAUCUGGUCAUCGCCAUUUGAUGGCAAUGGGCAACAUCAGAAUUUUUUCACUGGUUUUCUCAUACUUUCUCCUGAGAAAAUAAUUCUCCUUGGUCAUUAA